GGACCGUCCCAUAAUGGGCGUGACAUUCUCAAUGUGGGUUAGUGUGUCCAUCCCGCACUAGCCUCGGCAGAUACAGUUCAUCCUACUUCCAGACACAUACAUAGCCUGCAGAGAUGGAUCUCGAACAAAUGGGUCCCCAAACCUUCCUUUACGGUUGUGAGCUCAAGGCAGGCAAUGAUGUCAGUUUUAAUCCAGAGGAUGAUGAUUAUGAUCAUCAGUUAUCAGUCAGAAUGGCCUGCGUUGAUCCUGCAACAAAAGAUGAACUGAACGUUGUGGAGAUUGAAGGGCACGAUUCAGAGGGUCAGAAGGUCAAAGCAGUUCUGGCCACGCUCAAGCCUUCCACCCUCCCAAGUGUGUGUUUGGGUGGGUUUGAGAUCACUCCACCUGUUGUGUUCCGUCUACGUUCUGGUUCUGGUCCAGUUCACAUUAGUGGACAGCAUCUCGUCAUCAUGGGAGGAGACCAGUCCUUUGAUGAAGAGGAGGAGGAGGAGGAAGAAGAAGAGACAGUGACGACAGCUAAGAAGAGGCCGGCAUCACUGACUCCUAAGCCUUCAAAAAAAAUGAAGUUGGAUGAGGAGGAGGAUGAUGAUGAUGAUGAUGAUGAUGACGACGACGAUGACGACAUUGAUGAUGAAGAGGAUGAUGAUGACGAUGAUGAUGAAGAGGAAGAAACUGAAGAGGAGUCACCUGUAAAGGAAAAGAAGACCCCAUCCAAACCACAGACCCCUGCACAGAAUGGAAAAGGACCCAAGCCCGGUACACCCGCUAAACAGAACAAGACUCCAGAAAAGAGCAACAAGGGUGACAAGAAAGCACAGUCGCCUAAAACGCCACAGUCACCUAAAACGCCACAGACGCCACGGGUUUUCACUGUCCCAGAGAUCAAGGCCAAGAUGAUGGCAAGUGUAGAAAAGGGUGUAUCGCUACCAAAACUACAGCCAAAGUUUGAGAACUAUGUGAAGAACUGCUUCAAGGCCACUGAUGCAAAGGUCAUUGAGGAGCUCUGGAAGUGGAGACAGAGUGUCAAGUAGAAGAACAGAAACACUUUUUAUUUUGCUUAAAUUAAGCCUUUUUUUGCCCAAGAUUUUAGUUUUUGUUACCCACAAUUUUGUUUGUUUGUCCCCAUACUUUUCAGUUUUUAUGUCAAAUCCGUGCCAUUCCUUGAAAAGACUUUACUCAGAACAUGACCUUUGCAAUCUGCCCUCUCCUCACCCCUGUGGUGUUGUCAUGUCCAUAGAGUGUGGCCUUCAUUUGGCAGCCUUGUUGCUCAAAUGACUUUCUGAGCAGAAGAUUUCAACCCUCUAAUUUAUAUGGAGAUUUGUUGACUGUACCCGUCCAUGGUUUAUUUAAAAUGACGUGGAAAAUGUGCAUUGUAUUCUAAUUAGAGAUGCGACGGAGAAGUUGAUUUAUUGAAAUCUUGAAUCUUGAAUUGGUUUGCAAUGCAUUAGUGGGUUUCAGAAUGGUAUCAAUGAUGAAUAACAUUAUUUCAGCAGUGUGUUAUUUUUGUAAUUGUUGAUACUCUGUAACAUGCUAGAAGGUGGAAUGUAUUAUAUGUUUGGGUUUGAUAAGUCAACUGUAAGAAAUCCAAAUGUCAACAAUGUAUAUUUUAGUUUGUCACAGUCUGUGCAGCUAAAUCUCAACAGAAUCAGGACUCAAUUUAUGACUAGUUCAGAUGUGGUUCUCUUGUUCACCUUCUUUGACUUCCUUGAAUCUGUUUAAAUGCAAAUAAAGUUUAUAUUUCCGGUUUAAACCCA
Messenger RNA from Megalobrama amblycephala (Wuchang bream), 1754 nucleotides. It is a transcript of the gene npm1a, whose product is annotated as nucleophosmin 1a. Bases 114 to 1031 code for a protein of 305 amino acids. The record is from RefSeq and is a predicted model, not a curated record. Gene Ontology annotation, cellular component: nucleoplasm; cytoplasm; nucleolus. The transcript has 11 exons. Gene Ontology annotation, molecular function: histone binding; RNA binding; chromatin binding. Lineage: Eukaryota; Metazoa; Chordata; Actinopteri; Cypriniformes; Xenocyprididae. Gene Ontology annotation, biological process: ribosomal small subunit biogenesis; regulation of centrosome duplication; chromatin remodeling.